Molecule: messenger RNA, 1691 nt
Organism: Triticum dicoccoides
Lineage: Eukaryota; Viridiplantae; Streptophyta; Magnoliopsida; Poales; Poaceae
Product: cyclin-B1-5-like
Exons: 9
Coding region: 152-1462 (436 amino acids)
Biological process (GO): mitotic cell cycle phase transition
Molecular function (GO): cyclin-dependent protein serine/threonine kinase regulator activity
Source: RefSeq, a predicted model, not a curated record
CGUCCGCCCCCAACGGCUCACAGCGGUAGGAGGAGAGAGGCAUCGGAGAGAGAGGUCCGCUGCCCGCUCUUGCCCUGUUCUUCUGUUCAAGAGCUCGCCGGAAGCACCUCGCCGGAGCCCGGAGAGAACGGAGCUGGAACAGCAAAUCCCCAUGGGGUCCAGGCAAGACCAGCACGCGGCUGCCGCUCCGCAGCCGGCCAACAGAGGUGCCGCAGUACCGGCAGGGCAGCAGAAGGACGCCGCCGCCGCCGGCGGCCGCCCCGGGGCGGGAGGGAACAGGCGGGUGCUCGGGGACAUCGGCAACGUCGUCCACGCCCACGCCCACGUCCUCGACGGCAAGAUCAAUCGCCCAAUUACCAGGAGCUUCGGUGCCCAGCUCUUGAGGAAGGCCCAGGCCGAUCCAUCUAAGAACGGCGUAGCUGUUCCUCCAGCAGAGCGGGCCGGCCUGAAGCCGGUGGCCAAGAAAGUCCCUGUCAAGCUCAAGCCCGCCGCCCCUCGCCCUAAGCCGGCCGCCAAGAUCGUCACCGGCCCCGGCGAAAACAGGAAGCCAUCAGAGGUUGCCGCCGGUUGCUCUGCCCCCAGGAAGAAGGUCGUCCACACCCUCACGACCGUGCUCAACCAUCGUUCCAAGGAGGCCUCAAUCGAUGAUAUCGACAAGCUCGACGGCGACAACGAGCUCGCCGUCGUCGACUACAUCGACGACAUCUACAGAUACUACAAGGAGGCACAGCACGAGUGCCGGCCAAUCGAUUACAUGGGCAGCCAGCCCGAGAUCAACCCCAAGAUGAGGGCAAUCCUGAUAGAUUGGCUAGUUGAAGUGACCCAUAAGUUCGAGCUCAUGCCCGAGAGCAUGUUCUUAACAAUGUACGUCAUCGACAGGUUCCUCUCCUUACAGGCGGUGCCUCGGCGGGAGCUGCAGCUCGUCGGCAUGGCGGCCAUGCUCAUCUCCUGCAAGUAUGAGGAGAUUUGGGCCCCAGAGGUAGACGAUUUCAUAUCCAUAGCCGACUACUCGUACUCGAGGCAGCAGAUCCUGUCCAUGGAGAAGAACAUACUCAACAGCAUGGCGUGGAACCUCACCGUGCCCACCCCGUACGUCUUCCUGGUGCGAUUCGCCAAGGCCGCCGGAAGCGACAAGGAGCUUGAGCAUAUGAUCUUCUUCUUCGCCGAGAUGGCGCUCAUGGAGUACGGGCUGGUCACGGUGCGCCCCUCACUGGUGGCGGCGUUUGCCGUGUACGCCGCUCGGUGCACGCUGAAAAGAAGCCCCAUCUGGACGGAAACCCUCAAGCACCACACCGGAUUCGCUGAACCCCAGCUCCUGGAGCCUGCCAAGGUGCUCGUCAUGGCGCACGCGGCUGCUCCGGAGUGCAAGCUCAAGGCCAUCUACAAGAAGUACUCCUCUGAGCAGUAUGGGCGCGUGUCUCUGCGCCCUCCGGCAGUCGCAGCUCCUCAACGUCUGGCCUAGUUUGCUUUAGGAUUUGCUGUGCUCGGCUUUCGAUCUUGAAAGCUUGGUUUACUUACUGUUACUGUGUGUUCUGCUACUAUCUGAUCUGAUACACCAGGGUGUAAACAACAACUAUAUUUGUUUAGCGAUUUGCUUGGCUUUCGAAUCAAGAGAGCUGGGUUUACUUACUGCAUGUUCUGCUAUUUGAUACGAAUACAAUUCAUUCUAGUUUGAAUCGAAUUCAGAGCCA